AUGAGUUUGUAAUCAUUCUAAGAUACAUUUUGUGGUGCUGUAGCUGGUUUUUCUUUUCGUUUUUUUGGUCAUCCCUUUGACACUGUAAAGGUGAGAAUGUAAAUGAAUGAUAAAAAAAAUUCAUUUUUUGCAUCAGCGAUUAAGAUAUUUCGUAAAGAAGGAGUAAAUCUUAACAUAUAGUUUAGAUCUUAGCUUAUUACAAAGGGAUGUCAUCUCCUUUGUUAGCAGAUAUACCUUCUAAUGCAGUAUUGUUUGGAAUUUAUGAAUAUGUAUUUAGAGAAAUAAGUUCAAACAACAAAGAAAAGAAACCUUAUAUAUUGGAAUGUUAAUAUAGUAUUAAAAUUAUUAGGGUUAAUUGCAGGAGGAGUAGCUGGCAUAGGAUAUGCAAUAGUAGUAUGUCCUGCUGAAAUGACAAAAUGCGUAUUGCAAAUGUAAAAGGAAUAUUUACACAAGCAAUUUAAGUCUCCAUUUUAAUGUUUUACAUAUGCAGUAAAAAAUUAUGGGAUUGGCUCAGUAUUCAAGGGUCUUGUAGCUACAAUUCUGAGAGAUAUUCCAUAAAAUGCAAGUAUUAUACUAGAUUGAAUAUGAAUUAGCCUUUUUUGCAACUUAUGAAUACUCUAAAUAUAUAUUUAGUAAAAAUAAUGAAUUACCAUUUUAUGGGGCAGUAAUAAGUGGAGCAUUAGGUGGAUUUACUUGUUGUUUAGCAUCAUAUCCCAUGGAUGUAGUGAAGACAUAAAUACAAGUAGAAAUAAAGGAAACAAUACAAAAUAGAAAAUUUAAGCCUAGGUAUUAUGAUGGUGGUGUGAUUGAAUGUGUAAAAUACAUUUGGUAGAAUCAAGGGUUCAAAGGUAUAAUAUAUAUGGUGGAAAUUAGGUUUUUGGAGUGGAGUUGAAAGUUGCAUAAUUUAUUAUAUGGUUGGAUGUGCAGCAUAGUUUACAGGAUAUUAUUAUGCAUAAUCUUUAUUGGGAAAUUAUACAAAUAAACAUUGACAGA
Messenger RNA from Paramecium sonneborni, 993 nucleotides. NCBI's taxonomy places the organism in Eukaryota, Ciliophora, Oligohymenophorea, Peniculida, Parameciidae. The record is from the annotation of a GenBank genome assembly.